CGUCAGAACAAGAUGGAACAGCACCUACUUCAUGAUACAGAGUCUGCUGGAUCAGAAGCGCGUACUAGGUGCCUAUGUUGUGGAUUAUGAUCUGCCCACAACACUGACUGCUAACCAGUGGGCCUUGCUGGAGAAAACUAGCACUGUUUUGGAACCAUUUGAAGAGCUGACCAGGAAAAUAAGCUCAUCCACCGCCUCCACUGCUGAUGUCAUUCCAGCCAUCACUGUCCUCAAGCGCAUCCUGACCAAGGAAGACGAGGCAGAUGCUGGCAUUAAAACGAUGAAAAAGACCCUGCUCCAAGCUGUCAAACAACGUUUUGACUCAGUAGAAGAUGAGCCUCUGUACGCCCUGGCCACUUUGUUGGACCCAAGAUAUAAGGACAGAUACUUUACAAGUGAGACCUCUACCAAGCAUGCAAAAGAUGCACUGUUGAAGAAGCUUGAAGACAGGGGCUUGACCAGCACAGCAGGAGCAGCGGAGGCUUCACAGCGACCAGAGAAGGCCCCUCGGAUGGAGACUGCAGCAGAAGCAGUAGCAGCUCCAAGCAAGAGCAGUUUCAUGGAAGCAUUUGAGCAAAUUCCGGUAGGAGAGUGA
Messenger RNA from Syngnathus acus (greater pipefish), 595 nucleotides. Its product is annotated as zinc finger BED domain-containing protein 4-like. The record is from RefSeq and is a predicted model, not a curated record. Lineage: Eukaryota; Metazoa; Chordata; Actinopteri; Syngnathiformes; Syngnathidae. The transcript is spliced from 2 exons. The coding region runs from base 32 to 595 and encodes 187 amino acids.